AUGGAAAGUGGAUUACCUUCAAAUUGGACCAUUAAAGUAUCAUCCAAACAUAACAGAGAGUAUUAUUAUAACACUUCCACCGAGGAAUCACAAUGGGAACCUCCCAUGGGCACGGAUUUAUCUAAAUUAAAAGUAUAUUUGCAUAAUAUUGAAAAGAAUCAUUUCAAACCUUUAGUUAAAGAUGGUAAAGUCAGAGCUUCGCAUUUAUUGGUUAAACAUAGUAAUGUUAGAAGACCUAAGUCUUGGAAAUCUCCAGACGGUAUCACCACUAGUAGAGAAGAAGCUAUCACCAAAAUUAAAGAUUUCAGAAAACAAAUAGUAUCGGGAGAAACAUCAUUUGAAGAAUUAGCUGAAAUUGAAUCCGAUUGUUCAUCACAUGCCCAGAAGGGAGAUUUAGGAUUUUUCGGUAAAGGCCAAAUGCAACCAUCAUUCGAACAUGCUGCUUUCAGUUUACAUGUUGGAGAAUUAAGUGAUCCAGUUGAAAGUGAUAGUGGAAUUCAUUUAAUUUUAAGAACUGCUUAA
This is a messenger RNA of Yamadazyma jaroonii, 522 nucleotides long. Lineage: Eukaryota; Fungi; Ascomycota; Pichiomycetes; Serinales; Debaryomycetaceae. The record is from the annotation of a GenBank genome assembly.